Molecule: messenger RNA, 7606 nt
Organism: Oncorhynchus masou masou (cherry salmon)
Lineage: Eukaryota; Metazoa; Chordata; Actinopteri; Salmoniformes; Salmonidae
Product: ephrin type-A receptor 3-like
Exons: 17
Coding region: 179-3148 (989 amino acids)
Biological process (GO): protein phosphorylation; ephrin receptor signaling pathway; axon guidance
Cellular component (GO): dendrite; plasma membrane
Molecular function (GO): protein binding; transmembrane-ephrin receptor activity; ATP binding
Source: RefSeq, a predicted model, not a curated record
GAGAGACAGAGCGCUGACUCCUCCUCGUUCUCCGGUGUCAAAGUUGACAUCAGCCCUGGAGCCGAGUUGAACAGGAGCCUCGUGCGUGAACGGGAGAACGAGCUCACAUCUUUCAGUGGCGAAUGCUGCACGGAGUUAUGUACCUCGCGCUGUCUUGCCCUCUGAACUGCCUGCCGUCAUGGAUUGCAACCCGCGCGCGAAACCAAUACUACUUUUUAUUUUACUGUUCAUCUUGUCGUUUAUCCGCUCAGCACUUCUGAUCAUCCACCCGUCCAAUGAAGUGAACUUGUUGGACUCCAAAGCCAGCCAGGGGGAGCUGGGAUGGAUCUCCUACCCAUCACAUGGGUGGGAGGAGAUCAGCGGAGUAGACGAGCACUACACUCCCAUCAGGACCUUCCAGGUGUGUAACGUGAUGGAGUACAGUCAGAACAACUGGCUGAGGACCAACUGGAUCCCCCGCCAGUCGGCCCAGAAGAUCUACGUGGAGCUAAAGUUCACCCUGAGAGACUGUAACUCCAUCCCCCUGGUCCUGGGGACCUGCAAGGAGACCUUCAACCUGCUGUACAUGGAGACAGACGAGGACCAGGGCAGUCACUUCAGAGAACACCAGUUCUCUAAGAUCGACACCAUCGCUGCAGACGAGAGCUUCACCCAGAUGGACCUGGGGGACCGCAUUCUGAAGCUCAACACGGAGGUCCGGGAGGUGGGGCCUGUUACGAAGAAGGGCUUCUACCUGGCGUUCCAGGACGUGGGAGCGUGUGUGGCCCUGGUGUCAGUCAGGGUCUACUUUAAGAAGUGCCCAUUCAUUGUGAGGAACUUGGCCUCCUUCCCUGAUACCGUGCCAAUGGACUCUCAGUCAUUGGUGGAGGUGAAGGGCUCGUGUGUCAAUCACUCCAAGGAGGAGGAGCCACCGCGUAUGUACUGUAGUACAGAGGGGGAGUGGCUAGUGCCCAUAGGGAAGUGUGUGUGUAACGUUGGCUAUGAGGACAGAGGGAGCUCCUGCCAAGCAUGCAGAGCAGGGUUCUAUAAGUCUCUGCUGGGUAACGUCCAGUGUUCUAAGUGUCCACCUCACAGCUUCACCCAUCAUGAGGGAGCGCUACACUGUGGCUGUGAGAAAAACUACUUCCGUGCUGAUGGAGACCCACCAUCUAUGGCCUGCACACGUCCUCCCUCCGCUCCUCGUAACGUGAUCUCAGUCAUCAAUGAGACCUCAGUGAUUCUGGACUGGUCCUGGCCGGAGGACACGGGAGGUCGUAAGGAUGUCACCUUCACCGUGCUGUGUAAGCGCUGCAGGCAGGGCCAGAGGGUGUGUGAGGCGUGUCGCAGUAAUGUGCGGUUCCUCCCCCGUGCUGCAGGCCUGCAGAACACUACCGUAACCGUGGGAGACCUGCUGGCUCACACCAACUACACCUUCGAGAUCGAAGCUCAAAAUGGAGUAUCCCAGUUAGCCCCAACAAUGAGGCAAUAUGCUGCUGUGACCAUCACGACCAACCAAGCAGCCCCUUCUCCAGUGACUGUGAUCAGGAAGGACCGUACGUCUCGUAACAGCAUCUCUCUGUCCUGGCUGGAACCAGAGAGACCCAACGGCAUCAUACUGGACUACGAGGUCAAAUACUACCAGAAGCAGGAGCAGGAGACCAGCUACACCAUCCUGCGCUCUAAGGGUUGCAACGUGACGUUGGGCGGUCUAAAGGCAGACACCUCCUACCUGCUCCAGAUCAGGGCCAGGACUGCAGCAGGCUACGGAGCCAGCAGCAGGAGCUUUGAGUUUGAGACAAGCCCUGACUCGUUCUCUAUCUCCAGUGAGAGUAGUCAGGUGGUAUUGAUAGCCAUCUCUUCCUCUGUAGCCAUUAUUUUGCUCUCCAUCCUCCUCUACGUGGUGAUUGGCAGGUUCUGUGGCUACAGCAAGUCUAAACAGCCUGAUGAAAAGAGACUGCACUUUGGCAACGGUCACUUGCGUCUGCCAGGAAUAAGGACCUACGUAGACCCUCACACCUAUGAAGACCCCAGUCAGGCCGUCCAUGAGUUUGCCAAGGAGCUGGAUGCUUCCUGUAUCGCCAUUGACAAGGUGGUGGGAGCAGGUGAGUUUGGGGAGGUGUGCAGUGGUCGUCUGCGUCUGCCCAGUAAGAAGGAGAUCUGUGUGGCAAUCAAGACGCUGAAGGCAGGAUACACCGACAAACAGAGGCGGGACUUCCUGUCCGAGGCGUCAAUCAUGGGACAGUUUGACCAUCCAAACAUCAUCAGGCUGGAGGGAGUGGUCACCAGGAGUAAACCUGUGAUGAUAGUGACUGAAUACAUGGAAAAUGGAUCCUUGGACAGCUUUCUGAAAAAACAUGAUGCCCAGUUUACUGGUAUCCAGUUGGUGGGCAUGCUGCGUGGCAUCGCGUCGGGCAUGAGGUACCUGUCUGACAUGGGUUACGUCCACAGGGACCUGGCCGCUCGUAAUAUCCUGGUGAACAGCAACCUGGUGUGUAAGGUGUCUGACUUCGGCCUGUCCAGAGUCCUGGAGGACGACCCCGAGGCAGCUUACACCACACGGGGAGGUAAGAUCCCUAUCAGGUGGACAGCUCCAGAGGCCAUCUCCUACAGGAAGUUCACCUCGGCCAGCGAUGCCUGGAGCUACGGUAUCGUGCUCUGGGAAGUGAUGUCAUACGGGGAGCGGCCUUACUGGGAGAUGUCCAAUCAGGACGUGAUCAAAGCGGUGGAUGAGGGCUACAGACUGCCUCCUCCUAUGGACUGCCCUGCAGCUCUGUACCAGCUGAUGUUGGACUGCUGGCAGAAGGAGAGGAACAACAGACCCAAGUUUGAACAGAUCGUAAGCAUCCUGGAUAAACUCAUACGCAACCCUGGGAGCCUGAAGAUCACAGCCAACACCUCAUCCAGGCCAGCCAACCUGCUUCUGGACAGGAGUAGUUCUGAGGUGGUUCCAUCGUUGGACACCAUGGGGGAUUGGCUGGACAACGUGAGGACCCUGCCCUGUAAGGAGGCCUUCUCUGGGGUCAGCUACAGCUCCUGUGACACCCUGCCCAAGACCUCCGCAGAGGACCUAAAGAAGGUUGGUGUGACUAUCGUCGGCCCUCAGAAGAACAUUGUGAGCAGCAUCAAAGCACUAGAGAGCCACAUGAAGAAUGGCCCUGUCCCAGUCUAACCCAACCAAGCCACUAGAGAUCCACAGAUUGGCUGACUGGCUGCCCUCUGGCCCCUGUUCCAUUCUGAAUGAAGCUCGUCUGGCCCCCAUUCCAAUCUGAAUGAAACCAUUCUGGGUCCCAAUCCAUUCUGAAUGAAGCCCUUCUGGGCCCUGUUCCAUUCUGAAUGAAGCCCAUCUGGGCCCCGUUCCAUUCUAAAUGAAGACCCUCUGGACCCAGUUCCAUUCAGAAUUAAGCCCUUCUGGACCCAGUUCCAUUCAGAAUUAAGCCCUUCUGUGCCCCGUUUCAUUCUGAAUUAAAGUGUCUACUUUUCAGUUCCUCCCUCCACGUCUGUGGACGUUUCAAUACGGUUCAUUCCACGAGGGAGCCCUCCCCUGUCGAGGUGUAGUGAUAGGGAAUGAAGGAGGAGAGAGGACAGGCUCAUAGCACUUAGAACAGCCCUCUGAUCUCUGUAACAUGCAGGAGGAAGUCCCAAACUAAAGGAGGAAGUAGACAUUAGAAAAGUGGUGCAGCGGAGGACAACAGCUCUUGAGGUUUGAUGAUGUCACCAUGAUAUCAUGCCCUUACCCUGAAUCCAGGGCAAGCAGUCAGACCGACAGACAGACCAACCCUUCGACACUCCGCACCAUUGCUGAGAUGCCUUACUGAGAACACAGGAAAGAGGGAGAUAACCUGGCCUUGGACCUUAAGGGCAUGAGGAUAAAGGGCUGGAGCUGGGAUUGGAGAACCUGGGACAGCAGGGCCCUGUGUGUGACUUAUCGUGGAAAGGGGCUUGUUGAGAACUGAACCAGUCGUGAUCUGAUCCUGUGGAUUUGACUGACAGUUUUUAAGCUCUGGAGAGGAAAACUUUAAAUGCCUUGAGUAGAACAACGCAGACAGCAGCAGCAAUCCACAUCCACAUCAACCUGGAGCAGACGAAGCACACCUGGAGACUCCCACCACUGAAGACCCCACUCUCUCUCACAGAGAAGGACUGAUACUACUCUGUGUGUGUGUGUGUGUGUGUGUGUGUGUGUGUGUGUGUGUGUGUGUGUGUGUGUGUGUGUGUGUGUGUGUGUGUGUGUGUGUGUGUGUGUGUGUGUGUGUGUGUGUGUGUGUGUGUGUGUGUGUGUGUGUGUGUGUGUGCGUGCGUGCGUGCGUGCGUGCGUGUGUAUGCACCCAUGUCUCUGCAUGUGAGUGUGAAGGUAUACUCAAGAGAAAAUCAGCUUGAGAAGGAAGCCAAACCAUUUGAUGGGCACCCAGACUAGAAUAAGCCAUUUAUCCCAUAGCUAUAGACUAAUGUCUGCAAACAGUCAAUGUCAAACAGAGAGCAAUAAUCAUAACAAUCAGUUCAUCAGUUUGAUCAACCUGAAGUCAUGAGUCUGAUGGUAAACAGGACAUAUCAGACCACAGAACUGUAACUAACUACUACCUGUCUGCUUACCAUACAUACAGUUGAAGUCGUAAGUUUACAUGCAUCUUAGCCAAAUACAUUUAAACUCACUUUUUUUCCCUGACAUUUAAUCCUAGUAAAAAUUCCCUGUUUUAGGUCAGUUAAGAUCACCACUUUAUUUUGAGAAUGUGAAAUGUCAGAAUAAGAGUAGAGAGAAUUAUUUAUUUCAACUUUUAUUUCUUUCAUCACAUUCCCUAUGGGUCAGAUGUUUACAUACACUCAAUUAGUAUUUGGUAGCAUUGUCUUUAAAUUGUUUAACUUGGGUCAAACGUUUAGGAUAUCCUUCCACAAGCUUCCCACAAUAAGUUGGGUGAAUUUUGUCCCAUUCCUCCUGACAGAACUGGUGUAACUGAGUCAGGUUUGUAGGCCUCCACACACUUUUUCUGUUCUGCCCACACAUUUUCUCUAGGAUUGAGGUCAGGGGUUUCUGAUGGCCACUCCAAUAUCUUGAUUUUGUUGUCCUUAAGCCAUUUUGCCACAACUUUGGAAAUAUGCUUGGGGUCAUUGUCCAUUUGGAAGACACAUUUACGACCAAGCUUUAACUUCCUGACUGAUGUCUUGAGAUGUUGCUUCUCAUGAUGCCAUCUAUUUUGUGAAGUGCACCAGUCCCUCCUGCAGCAAAUCACCCCCACAACAUGAUUGGGAUGGUGAUCUUCGGCUUGCAAGCCUCCCCCCUUUUCCUCCAAACAUAACGGUGGUCAAUAUGGCCAAACAGUUCUAUUUUUGUGUCAUCAGACCAGAGGAUGUUUCUCCAAAAAGUACGAUCUUUGUCCCCAUGUGCAGUUGUAAACCGUAGUCUGGCUUUUAUAUGGCGGUUUUGGAGCAGUGGCUUCUUCCUCCUGAGCGGCCUUUCAGGUUAUGUCGAUAUAGGACUCGUUUUACUGUGGAUAGAUACUUUUGUACCUGUUUCCUACAGCAUCAUCACAAUGUCCUUUGCUGUUGUUCUGGGAUUGAUUUCCACUUUUCGCACCAUUGUACGUUCAUUUCUUGGAGACAGAACGCGUCUCCUUCCUGAGCGGUAUGAUGGCUGUUUAUACUUGUGUAUUAUUGUUUGUACAGAUGAACGUGGUACCUUCAGGCAUUUGGAAAUUUCUCCCAAGAAUGAACCAGACCUGUGAAAGUCUUGGCUGAUUUCUUUUGAUUUUCCCAUGAUGUCAAGCAAAGAGGCACUGUGUUUGAAGAUAGGCCUUGAAAUGCAUCCACAGGUACUCCUCCAAUUGACUCAAAUGAUGUCACUUAGCCUAUCACAAGCUUCUAAAGCCAUGACAUAAUUUUCUGUAAUUUUCCAAGCUGUUUAAAGGCACAGUCAACAUAGUGUAUGUAAACUUCUGACCCACUGGAAUUGUGAUACAGUGAAUUAUAAGUGAAAUAAUCUGUCUGUAAACAAAAUUAUUUGUGUCAUGCACAAAGUAGAUGUCCUAACCGACUUGCCAAAACUAUAGUUUGUUAACAAGAAAUUUGUGGGGUGGUUGAAAAACGAGUUUUAAAGACUCCAACCUAAGUGUAUGUAAACUUCUGACUUCAACUGUAUCUGUAACUAACUACCACCCUUCUGCUUAUCAUACAGAACUGUAACUAACUACCACUUGUCUGCUUAUCAUAGAGAACUGUAACUAACUACCACCUGUCUGCUUAUCAUAGAGAACUGUAACUAACUACCACCUGUCUGCUUAUCAUACAGAACUGUAACUAACUACCACCUGUCUGCUUAUCAUAGAGAACUGUAACUAACUACCGCCUGUCUGCUUAUCAUAGAGAACUGUAACUAACUACCGCCUGUCUGCUUAUCAUAGAGAACUGUAUCUAACUACCACCUGUCUGCUUAUCAUACAGAACUGUAUCUAACUACCACCUGUCUGCUUAUCAUACAGAACUGUAACUAACUACCGCCUGUCUGCUUAUCAUAGAGAACUGUAACUAACUACCACCUGUCUGCUUAUCAUAGAGAACUGUAACUAACUACCACCUGUCUGCUUAUCAUACAGUAGGUGAUGAUGCAUAACUCCAAGCUUCCUAGUUCCAAGUUCGAAUGUGAAAUCUCAGGAUGUGUGUUAUUCUUUCAAACUGAAACAGGAUAGAGAGAAAGGAGAGGGAGAGGUAGAAGUAGAGAGAGAGAUGUAGAGGGAGUGAGAAAAAGAGAGAGAGCUGUAGAGAUAAUGAAAAAGAUGGAGAGAGAGAGGGGUAGAGAGAGAAUACCAUGCUGGCUUCAUCAGAGCGUAUUCUGCUCUGUAAGGUAGAAGAUGAAAAUGAACAACACUAUCCCACAGCUCUUCCAAUGCUAUCUUCUAACACUGGUGGGUAUAUAUCACACCUCUCUAGAUAAAGCGAGUGUCUGAGUGUAUCGCGUCGCUACAGUAGAUAAGGAUUCUCUCUGAUCUGAACAGUGGAUGUGUAUGUGUGUGUUUGUAUGUGUCUUUGUGCGUGUGUGUGAUAACACCUCCGUCCAUCCCCUGCCCGCCCUUAGCUGCUGUUACAUGUUCUGUAUGGCAUGUACAUAUGUAAAACAACUGUGUGACCAUAUCUACAAGCAGGACAGUCCCCUUCCAUAGCCAUCCCUUUGUACAAAUGUUUCUAUGUAUAAAAGAAUGAACAGAAAUAUCUGUGCAACAUUUUAAAAAGACAAACAUUCUUUGUAUUAUAUUUCAUGUUAUUUUGUAUUAUAUUUGUUUUUUUACAUAAAAGAAAAGCAAUUAUAAUAACCUAUUAUUUAUUGUUAACAUAUACUGUGCAAAAGUGUAAUGUUUUUUUUGUAGCAUACUGUAAUCUAUGACAUGGUUGGUUCUGUGACAGCGUCUUCAGUGUGGAAGAGCAAUACUGUUAUGCACCCCAUCCUUACUCUUUUUGCUUUUUUUAGAUGAAUGUGUGUGUGCGCCUGUACAUGUGUGUGCUUGUGUGUGUGGGCAUGCGAGUGUGUGUGUACGACGUGCUUGCGUGCGUAAAAGCCUUGUCUACUAAUGUAAAAUGAUUUGUAGUGGAAACAUUUAUAUUUUUAUAAUAAACAUUCUUAAAAUAUUUGCAAAAAAAUUAA